AUGCGUUACUUACAGAGCGAAAACACCGCUAUUCAUCAUGCUGUAAGGCAGGCGAUAAUAAGCGGUCUCAUCAUUGAACACAAUCCACGCAGUGGUACCUACAUUAUCCAUGACGCUGUGCGCAAGACAGUAAAAACUGGACUGCACAACGACCACAAUAAAAACAAUGCUGUCGACAGUGCCCUUGUCGAUCAACUAGUGCCGAAGACUGGGCGCGGGAAGAUUCAUAACCUGUUGCGCCAGUUGUUGAAGGCACGCAUGGAAGAAGAAGACAUUUCCGGGAAGACUGAUGGAGUUAUCCACAAACGCGCGCAACAAGUGAUGAAGUAAGUUAUAAAUAUAAAACAUA
Messenger RNA from Cydia strobilella, 349 nucleotides. RefSeq lists its product as uncharacterized. Bases 1 to 330 code for a protein of 109 amino acids. The record is from RefSeq and is a predicted model, not a curated record. The transcript has 8 exons. NCBI's taxonomy places the organism in Eukaryota, Metazoa, Arthropoda, Insecta, Lepidoptera, Tortricidae.